Messenger RNA from Seminavis robusta, 5562 nucleotides. NCBI's taxonomy places the organism in Eukaryota, Bacillariophyta, Bacillariophyceae, Naviculales, Naviculaceae. The record is from the annotation of a GenBank genome assembly.
AAUGGGUAAAUUGGCCACAAGGACAUGUUGAGACUGAUUUUCACUAAACCACACGAAAACACCCGAAGGUACCGUAUUGAACUUCCAAAGAGAGAAGAGAGAUCAAAAGUGGACUGAAGCGGUUUUCUGGGUUGUGUGUUGGUCGCAAUAGUGGAGUGCGAUGGCUAUUGAUUGUUUAGUCAACAUUGUCACCACGAAAGGAGUCAGAUUGCGCCAUUUUUAAUAGGCAUAACAAGCUACCUGCUACCCACGGUUCUUCACUUUUUUGCACCAACCAACCAACCAACAGCAGCAUGAGCAAGCGAAGUGCCCAUGGCACUCACGUGUGGGUUCGCACGGACUUGAUCGAAGCCGUCCUACAUCACCAAGGGAAUCUUCCUGCUGGCUGGAAACCGGCAAGCACAACUAGCAGAAGGCAUGGGUCCACCAAUAUUACGGACUGGGGUUGGGCUCGAGCCCAGGUAUCCGGAGCCACAUCUCCUCUUCCUUCACCCGACAGAGGAAGCAAUGGUGAGCGAACUCCCUUUGGAUCAGUCAAACUACGCAAGACACAACAACAACAACAGCAGCAGCAAGAGGAUGAUAGUGAUGCUCCCAAAUUGGUGACGGCUUCGUUCAUGUUGGAUGACGAAGAAUUUGCACCUCAGCAUUUGCUCUAUGCACCCGUGUCAAUUACCUACGAUGCCAAAGACUCUUCGCUGGUGUGUAUGGCCAAUUCCUGGUGGCAUUCAGAAGGGGAAGAACCACCUGAAGAUUUGACCAACCUGUCUCAUUUGCACGAACCAGCCGUGGUCUUUUGUCUUCAACGACGAUAUGAGCAAGAUGCAAUCUACACCUACACGGGCAAAGUGCUGCUAGCUUUGAAUCCAUUUCGACCUGUGAACAACGUGUAUGGGGAACAUGUCAUGCAUCAGUACUGGAACAUGGUACUUGGACAUCGACCACCGCCUCAUGUAUACGCCAUUGCGGAAGAUGCCUAUCGGUCGUUGGUGAGAUCACUCCUGGACCAUUACGCAGAACCGCAUAUUUUUCGAUCAGGGCAAGAUCAAUCCAUUCUAGUAUCCGGUGAAUCAGGGGCUGGCAAAACCGUGACUACCAAGAUUGUCAUGCAGUAUCUGGCUACUUUAUCUCAAAACUCGGACAGAGAUCGGGACAACAGUAUUGAAGCACAAGUUCUGCAGUCCAACCCAAUCUUGGAAUCAUUUGGCAAUGCUAGAACUGUACGAAACGACAAUUCUUCCCGGUUUGGAAAAUUCAUUGAAAUUGAAUUCAAUUCAGCGGGGUCUUUGGUCUCGGCAUCUAUCACAACCUACUUGUUAGAGAAAGUACGGCUCAUCACACAGACACCAGGGGAACGCAACUAUCACAUAUUCUACGAAAUCUUGUCGGGGGUGACACAACGAGAACGACAACAGUUGCGAAUGGGGAACUUGUCAGCCUAUGAUUUCAACAUGACGGCUGCAUCUGGGACCUUUGAUAGACGAGAUGGAGUUGCUGAUCGAGACACAUUCAGGGCGUUAAGAGAAGCACUUGACACGGUGGGGUUUACACAGGAGGAACAGUUUGAAAUGUUCCGAGUUUGUGCUGCUUUGCUGCAUGCAUCCAAUCUUGGCUUUCAAGAGCACAAUGACGCCAGCGAACUAGAUUUGAUCAAUCCAUCCCUGCGGCAUGCUGUGGACUUGUUUGGAGUUUCUGCUAUUGGACUCAAUGAGGCCUGCUGUCGCUUUGCCAUUGAAGCGCGAGGUGAAACUCUAUACAAAAAUUUGUCCAUACUACAGGCCCAAAAAGCCAUGGAAGCCCUGAUCAAAGCAACCUACGAGGCCCUAUUUACCCACAUUGCCCGUCGAAUCAAUAGUUUCAUCACCGUUAGGGAUGAAUCAUCAGUGUCUAGCGGCAGAAACCGUGGCAACGAUGCGGCUACAGCGAGCAUUGGUGUGUUGGAUAUUUUCGGUUUUGAAUCGUUUGAAGAGAACAGCUUUGAGCAACUUUGCAUCAACUUUUGCAACGAGGCACUGCAGCAACAGUUCAACAAGUUUGUCUUCAAACAAGAACAGGACGAAUACAAACGAGAAGGGAUUGAAUGGUCUUUUAUUGCUUUUCCAGAUAAUCAGGAUGUUCUGGAUCUCAUUGAGAAGAAACGAGACGGUAUCAUAUCAAUACUCGAUGAGCAGUGCCGCCUCCAAAGAUGCACCGAUAGCUCCUUUGCCCGUGCUUUAUACGACAAGUGCUCCGAUCACGCCCGCUUCUCUGCCUCAAAAUCACAGCAGGUGAACUUGACCUUUUGUAUUCGACACUAUGCCGGGGAAGUGGAGUACAGUGCAGUCAACUUUCUGGAAAAGAACAAAGACGAACUACCCAAGGAGACAACAGAGCUACUACUUUACUCAUCAAACAAAUUCGUGACAAAACUUGCCCAGAUAUUGGCCGAGUCGACGGGCACCAAAUCAGACAAAACAAAUGUGCAGCAGAAAAGAUCCAUACCACGUUCAGCAAGUAAACGCGACAAUUCGAGUUCCUUAUUGCGAGAAAGCGUUGGUAGCCAGUUUAGCACUCAGCUGCGGGAUUUGCGGAGCCGUGUUGCUGAUACCGAGCCCCACUACGUUCGAUGUCUUAAGCCAAAUGACGACUUGAUACCCUACAACUUCCAGCCUCUGGUUAUCGCUGACCAGCUCCGAUGUGCAGGAGUUCUUGAAGCGAUUAGAGUGUCUCGAGUUGGGUUUCCUCAUCGGUAUUCGCAUCAAGACUUCGUUACCUUGUACUCUGUCCUCUGCAGAACAGAGCUUGAAAAAUACCAACACCAAUGUGAUGCCAGACAGUUGUGUGAGAUUCUUUGUACGGCGCUGAUUCCACCAAUCAAAAACCUCAUCCGCAACCAUGAAAACGAAGGGCACAAAGCUGUCGUCGAGCGUGACACAGAAACGAGUCCUACCUCGGCACGAUUCCUUGGCUUGCAAAUGGGGCGAUCGAAGGUGUUUAUCCGUCCCAAGACAUUUGAAGCACUUGAUCUUCUACGUGGGCAAAAAGUAGAAAAGGCUGCCAUCACCAUUCAAGCGGCUGCGAGAAUGUUCUUGGGUACAAUUCGGUAUGAAAUCUGUCAGAUUGCCACAAUCAUUAUGCAGGCUGCAGUUCGAAGAUUCUGCGCAGUUCGUCGUGCUUGGAGAAUUCGCCUCUUCCGCCGCGCUACCACAAUCCAGACGGCAUGGAGGACUUACUCAGCGCGUCGUAGAUUUUUUGCUGCGCUGAUCAUCUGCGGCUUCUGUCAAAGCGCAUACAGAGGAGCUGCUGCAAGAAGCCAAUGCCAUCGUUUUCUACUGGGCCGGCGAGCUGCGACGAUCCAGCGUUGCUGGCGCAGGAGUCGACACUACCCUGGCAAGCUGAGCUUUUAUGCGCUUAGAGGUGCUGCACUUACGCUACAAACAGCUCACCGAAGGAAAGCUGCAGAGCGCGUGCUGAAGCUACUCAAGGCAGAGGCGAAGGACCUGAGUUGCAUUGCGAAGGAAAGGGACAAAUUCCGAGAAGAGACUCGACGGUUGCGACUUGAACUGGAGCGAGCAAAACGCGAAGCCGAAGACAAGGGGAGAAUGUCAAAGGAAGUCGAGGUGAAACAACUGAAAAUGGAAGUCAAGCAACUCCGAGCGGAACUGGAAAGGGCAAAGAAUCUUCCGAUUUCACCAACGUUGAGUCAUGCGGACGAGCUGGGGGUUCUUGCCAAGGAAUGCGAGCUAAAGGAGCUGCAACUGAAGGGACUUCGGAGGGAUCUGUACAAGAACAAUAGCCAGUUCGGAAUGAGCCCUGCCAGCAAAGACGCAAUCGGCUCGAUAGGUAUCUCAUUUAGCAAUGACGGCAGUCUACAGGAGAAUGUAGAACCACCGAGACAACAAUCCACGAAAUCAUUGCGGAGUCCAGGUCGAUCGUCGACAGCUUCAUUCAGUCUGCUCGACGAAGACAACCCUGAGGAGUGCUAUCCGGACAAGAGCUUUGAAGAGAUGUCGAAUCCACAGGAUGAAGUCGGCUCGAAGUCGAACACCACGUCAACAGUGUCGCUUUCAUACUCUCAGAACACGCCGUUUCUUCGUGGAGAGGCAUUCUUUCGGGAGUUGAGGCGUCUUCACGAUGCGAUUCAUGGGAGCGACCUAUCCAGCCUUGAUGAAAUCCUCCGAUCAUCAGAUGAGGAACCGCAUGUCUUGAUCAACGAAGGCGACGAGAUUGGUCGAACGGCUUUGCAUGUUGCCGUGAUGAGCUCGAACCUGCUCAUGACACAGACGCUAUUGGACAAGGCUGCCAUUGCCAAUGCGCAGGACAAUGACGGAGAAACCCCGCUUCAUCUCGCGGAAUCUGCAUCAAUGACCAGUCUCCUCGUCAAGAACGGGCGAGCAAAUCCCAACAUCCCUAACGUGGAUGGAAUUUGCAGUUUGCACUUGGCAGUUCAACGAAGAGAUCUUGACUCAGUCAGAAGCUUGCUUUUGCACAAUGCAAACGUAAAUUCGGCAGACAAUGUGCGUUGGUUCACACCAUUGCACUUGAUCGCACUGCCACCCAGAGCUGGCGUAAAUGACGAUGGAGAUAUUCGUUGUCGAAUAGCUGAAUUGAUGGCCGGAGGAGCAUCCAGUCGAUACGAACCUGAUUUGAACUAUCAGGACAGCGAGGGCAACUGUCCCUUGCAUUACGCGGUGCAACUCGUGACUCCCGAUUCUUAUGACCUUGCCAAAGUCUUCCUCGAGAGCGGAGCAGACCCACAGGUGAUGAACAAUCGCAAACAAACCGCUUUGCACUUGAUUUGCCACAACACUGGUCUGAGACACUUCAAGUUCUAUCCUUCGCUGAUGAAAAUGAUACUUGGUCACGGAGCAGAUCCGAACCAGCAGUCCGCAGCGGGUUGUACAGCUCUCCAUUUGAGCCUGUAUCAUCGUGACAUUGACACUGCUGUGGAGUUGGUGACAAACGGUGCUCAAUUGCAUCCUCUCUGGAAAAAGCCAAAGCGAUGGGUAUCCUUUUGGGACGACAAGGGCUCGUCUGGAGUGCUGGCCCUGGACAUGGUGAAGAAGGAUUCUCAAUGCAGCCGUAUUCUGGCUGCUAUAUCCGUACCUCAAAAGUGGGCUCCUUCUCGCUCAUGGUGCAUGCAGUGCAAGUGCAAUCUAGGGACCUUUGCGAGAGCACUGCAUUGCCGGCACUGUGGUAGAUUUAUCUGCGGCGAUUGUACCUCGUCUGGUACUUUGGGUCCCGAGUAUUUUCCUGUUUCGUUUGAAACUGCCGAUAUAUCUCCAUUGUACGUUUGUACGCUGUGUGAAAAGAUUCUAAUGGCAAGAAAGGCGUCUGGGAACAAGACGGUCAAAUUGCCAGAGGAUAGCAAUUCGCAGGUGGCCUCAUCAGUCCAUUCAUCCUUGAUCAUGGACGAUCGCAAUAGUGGCCUGAUGGAGUUCUAAUAAUGGAGCUGUAAUGGAUUGUAAAUACUGCACAAAACUCUAGCUAGGUAAAUCGAUACUCAGUAGGUACCGGUAGUCUAGCGAGAGUAGACAAACUUUACAUCCGUAUAUCUAUAGAAACAGUCUGCAACAAUGCGGU